AUGAUGGGUAAAGCAGACACCUACAAUUUAGGAAAGUUAUCUGACGAGGACUGUUGGAGAUUGUUGAGCAGCAUAGCAUUUCCAGGAGAGAAGUCUGAGAACUUGGAAAGAAUUGGCUGGAAAAUAGCAAAUAAGUGUAAAGGUGUACCUCUCUCAGCAAAAACCUUAGGAGGUCUCUUGCGCUUUAGGAAACCAACAAUUCAAGAUUGGCAAGAUGUAUUGGAAAGUGAAAUAUGGGAAUUACAAGAAGUUGAAAAGGAGAUCUUACCCUCACUGUUGCUCAGCUAUUACGAUUUGCCUUCGCAUAUGAAACGAUGUUUCUUAUAUUGUGCCAUUUUUCCCAAGGAUGACAAAAUAGAGAAAGAGAAACUAAUCAAUCUAUGGAUGGCACAGGGUUUUCUAGAUGAAAGUUCCAUGGGGAGAAGAACAAGUAAUCCAGAUAUGACAGGAGAGUUAUACUUAAAUAACUUGGUGAUGCGCUCUUUCUUGCAAGAUGUCUCUGAGAAAUACAAAGCUAUGUACAGUAUUCAUGAUCUCUUGCAUGAUUUGGCUCAGUAUCUCACAAGGAAUGACUGUUAUGUGGUUUCUGCUACUAGUAUUAAACUAGAAGACUUCAAUUCAAGCAAGGCCCGCCAUUUGACUUUGAUCUUAAAUGGUGGAAAUAUGGAUUCAGUUUUUCCUUCCACUUCCACUCUUAAGGCAAAGAAGAACCUACGUACAUUCCAAGUCUUAAUGAAUCCUGGGAAAUAUGAUUAUAUCAGCUUGACGACAUCAAUUGUGAACAUAUUCAAACAUUUCACUUGUCUUCGGGCAUUGGAUUUAAGCAAAAGUGGGCUUACAGAGCUGCAACUGCGUGAAGUAGACAAACUGAUACAUUUGAGGUACCUUGAUUCGUCUUGGACGGAAUUGAGGGAAUUGCCAGAGACAAUAUCCAAUCUAUAUAAUUUGCAGACGUUGAUAGUUGAGCAUUGUUGGAAUCUUUGUAAACUACCUGAAGGAAUCGGAAGAAUGUUGAAGCUGAGACAUCUUCAAAUUGACCGCACUGAUCAACUAAGCUGCCUACCUCAAGGAAUUGGGAAACUAAGCUCCUUGAGGACAUUAAGUAAUUUUGUUGUGGGUGAUCUUAAUACUGGUGCUAAGGGAGGAGGUUGUAAAAUUGAUGAACUAAAAGGCCUCACAUACCUCCAAGGGGAACUUACAUUUGAAGGCCUGAAGAAUGUUGCAGAUGGGGAAGAGGCAAGUAGGGCAGAACUGCAUAAUAAACCACAUCUCCGUGGCCUAGUCUUGUUUUUUAAUGGUGUCUAUGGAGAGAAUAGGUUGACAGAAAAGAGGACGGAAGAUGUUCUUGAAAAUCUCAAUCCACAUCCAAAUCUGGAGAGAUUGGAAAUACGUUGGUACCCAAGUGCUAAGUUUCCAAAUAAUUGGUUGAUGAUGAAGGAUCCUGAAUUUCUUUUGUCCUCCAAUUUGCAAUCUCUGGAGCUUCAAGGAUGCAUGAAAUGUACACAACUUCCUUCUACUAUAGCGAAGCUACCUUUUCUUGAGGAACUGAAUGUUAGUGGAAUGGAAGAUGUGAUAAAUAUGAGCUGUGAAUUUUUUGGAGUUGAUGAUGGCAGUGGUGAGAGAGAGGGUUGGAGCAGGAAGCUCUUCCCUAGGUUGAAAUUACUAUACAUCAGUAGCAUGCCCAACUUAGAAGAAGUGAUUGAAGUUGGGAGGAGAGCUUAUGCCAUGCCUCCAGAAGUUGACUAUGUUGUUCUGCCCCAAGCUAAACACACUGCCAGAGAUCCUGGACGGUGCCCAACUAAAGGAAUUGAGAAUUGGUAA
This is a messenger RNA of Nelumbo nucifera (sacred lotus), 1821 nucleotides long. The record is from RefSeq and is a predicted model, not a curated record. Lineage: Eukaryota; Viridiplantae; Streptophyta; Magnoliopsida; Proteales; Nelumbonaceae.